This is a messenger RNA of Tremella mesenterica DSM 1558, 1846 nucleotides long. RefSeq lists its product as uncharacterized. The record is from RefSeq and is a predicted model, not a curated record. Lineage: Eukaryota; Fungi; Basidiomycota; Tremellomycetes; Tremellales; Tremellaceae. The transcript is spliced from 11 exons. The coding region runs from base 128 to 1762 and encodes 544 amino acids. Gene Ontology annotation, molecular function: monooxygenase activity; oxidoreductase activity, acting on paired donors, with incorporation or reduction of molecular oxygen; iron ion binding.
AUCAUACUUACUUUUUCAACCUUUACAUCUCCUUUCCUCCUCAUUGGUCAUUCGUCCUGCACUUCUUUCUUUCGAUCCUUCCGAAGUUUGAUCGUCGUCACGACUUGACGAACAGACGUGAAUCAUAAUGUCAUUGUCCAUAGCAUCGGUACCAUGGGCACCGCAGUGGUUGCUUUCCCUUCCAUCUCCUCUCUUGGUUCUCUUGGGCAUAAUAGGGUUUCCCACUUUGAUCAUCUUCCUCAACGUAUUUCGACAAUUGGUUUUACCUAGAGAUAAAAAUCUACCUCCGGUUGUUUUCCAUUACAUUCCAUGGUUUGGUUCAGCGGCUUAUUAUGGUGAAGAUCCUUACAAGUUUUACUUUGAAUGUCGGGAGAAGUAUGGCGAUGUGUUCACCUUCGUCCUUUUGGGAAGAAAUAUCACCGUCGCUCUCGGACCCAAAGGCAACAAUCUUUCAUUAGGCGGUAAGACCACUCAGGUUUCAGCUGAAGAAGCGUACAAACAUGUGACUACUCCGGUGUUUGGCAAGGGUGUGGUGUAUGAUUGCCCGAAUGAGAUGUUGAUGCAGCAAAAGAAAUUCAUUAAAAAUGGACUCUCGACCGAAGCUCUGGCAUCUUAUCCCCCAUUGAUAAAUGCGGAAUGUGAACAUUACUUCGAAAAAGAACUCGGAUUUAGUCCUACCAGCCCAGGUCCCAAGACUAUCGAGGUAUUCAAGAUCAUGUCUCAACUCAUCAUCCUUUCUGCCUCACGCACGCUACAAGGCAAAGAAGUCCGCGAAUCUCUUGAUUCCAAAUUCGCCGAAUACUUCCACGAUCUCGACGGAGGAUUCACGCCACUCAAUUUCAUGUUUCCCAAUUUGCCCUUGCCGAGUUACCGGAAAAGAGACAAAGCACAGAAGUCAAUGAGUGAUUUCUAUCUCAACAUCAUGCAGAAACGUAGGGAAGGUGCGACUGAUGUGAAUGGUAGCUUCGACAUGCUCGCCGCACUUCAAGGCUGUGUGUAUCGCAAUGGUGUUCCUCUGACCGAUCGUGAUAUCGCGCAUAUGAUGAUAGCUAUCUUGAUGGCUGGGCAACAUACUUCUUCCGCUACCAGUUCAUGGGCUUUACUCCAUCUCGCCCAUCGUCCAGAUGUCGCCGACGCAUUAUAUGAGGAACAGAAGACCCUGUUCGGUAAUCCUGAUGGAUCUUUCCGUCCUGUGGAAUACGGCGAUGAGAAAAGAAUGACAUUGAUGAACUCUAUCAUCCGAGAAACCCUACGUAUUCAUGCUCCUAUUCACUCCAUUUACAGGAAAGUCAUUUCACCAAUGCCUGUCCCAGCUUCCUUAUCGGCUCCCUCCGAAUCCGCCACUUACAUCAUCCCCAAAAAUUACUACAUCGUCGCUGCUCCGGGCGUUUCAGCCAUGGACCCGAGGAUAUGGAAGGAUGCCAAUGUCUGGGAACCUUUCAGGUGGUCGGAUGAAAAGGGGACGGCUGCCAUGGCGUUGAACGAGUAUACCACUGGAGGUGAGAAGAUGGAUUAUGGAUUUGGACAGGUUAGCAAAGGUACAGAAUCACCUUAUCAGCCAUUCGGAGCUGGACGACAUCGUUGCGUCGGCGAAGCAUUCGCUUAUGUCCAACUAUCUGUCAUUAUAGCAUAUAUCAUCCGUAAUUAUUCUCUUAGACUUGAGACGCCGGAUGGUUUGUUCCCUAAGACGAACUACCGAACGAUGAUUGUCCUUCCCCUGAACGGACUGAUGUCCCUCACUAAGCGUAAACAAGAGGUAUAGAUCGUCGCUGGAGUGGGAAUCGCUUUCAAGUAUCUCAAUAGACUUGGUAUGUUAAUGUGGACGAUGCAUAGGUCUCCUCACUCG